AUCGUCACCUUAGUUUAUUGAAAAGAUGAUUCGCAUCUUGAUCGGUUGCUUUAUUGUGGGAUUAUCGGUAGCGGGGACCGUGUUCCAGAGCGGUGUGCCCAUGCCCGAUGGGCGUAUUGUUGGUGGUUACGAUGCGGACAUAACCAGCUAUCCACAUCAGGUCUCCAUGCGCUACAGGGGAAAUCAUAGAUGCGGCGGCUCCAUUAUAGCGCCUAAUAUGAUUCUCUCGGCCGCUCACUGUGUGAAUACGUUGAAGGGGGUGGCUAAUUUGACUAUUAUUGCUGGCACCACAGAAACCUUUUUUCCAACUGGUCAGGAGUUGCCGGUGAGGGAAAUCAUCAUUCACGAGAAGUACAAGUCCUUGUACCAGGACUACGAUGCUGCUAUUCUGGUUCUGGAUGGGGAAUUCGAGUACAAUAAAGCUGUGCAGCCAAUCGAAUUGGCCAGUGAGCGUCCGGCGCACGGAACACCUGUCAUCGUAACUGGCUGGGGCGCAACUACCGAAGGAGGCGCCCUCUCCAACGUGCUCCAGCAAGUGGAAGUGAAUGUUGUGGAGAAUGCCAAGUGUAAGAGCGCAUAUUUCAUUGCUCUGACCAAUCGCAUGCUCUGCGCCGCCGUCGACGGUGGCGGUAAAGAUUCCUGCCAAGGUGACUCUGGCGGUCCGCUGAUCUACAAGAAUGAGCUGCUGGGCAUUGUCUCGUGGGGCUCGGGCUGCGCACGCAAAGGAUACCCAGGAGUUUAUGCUGCCAUACCCGAUUUGCGCCAAUGGAUAAUCAAUACUCGUGCGUCCAAGGCAUCCGUGGGCCGCAUUGAAUUUCUUUGAACGGUUAAAUCUGAUGUAAUCUGCAAGUUAAUAAGCACA
This is a messenger RNA of Drosophila navojoa, 862 nucleotides long. RefSeq names its product serine protease lambdaTry (gene lambdaTry). The record is from RefSeq and is a predicted model, not a curated record. Gene Ontology annotation, biological process: proteolysis. NCBI's taxonomy places the organism in Eukaryota, Metazoa, Arthropoda, Insecta, Diptera, Drosophilidae. Gene Ontology annotation, molecular function: serine-type endopeptidase activity.